AUGGAGGAGUAUCAGACCUCGCCAGAUGGCGUGGUCGAAAUGAUACAGAAGCCCACAGCGUUCCCCUCAUUCCUAGGUCGCCGAUCAUACAUCCCAAGACCUAUAUCAAAUGCAACAGAAUUCGAUCUCGACAAUGAUAGUGAUUCUGACAGUACACCGGCAAGCUUGACCUCGCGAGGCAAUAGUAGCACUUCUGGUGCUUCUUCACCAGGGCUCAAGACGCCUCACACAGCUGGUCUUGGCGGUUUCGAGUUCCAUUUCGACAACAAAACAGUGUCUCCAGCCAACAGUGUUGCUGACAUCGCGGAAUCCCUGGAUCCUGAGUAUGUCGAACGGCCAAAGGAAGCCGUGCCAGAGUUGCUUCCCACCGCCAGACCACAUGUAUCUGGAAGGCCAUUCACCGCCUUGAACCAAGCUGUCGCUGAGCUCGACGAAACUCAGGUGAGGAGAUGGAGGCCUGAUCAAGUUGCAGAGUGGAUGUCAGAUGCAGGCUUCGACGCGUCGGUGGUCGAGAAGUUUGUGAUUCACGACAUCUCCGGAUCCGUCCUCAUUGACCUUCAGUUUGAAGAUCUGAAGGAACUCGACAUAAGUUCUUUCGGGAAGCGUCAUCGGGUCAUGAGCUCCAUACAUCAGCUACGGAAUUCUUCAUUACUAUCGGACUCUCCACUUGCACGAAGUCCAUCGAAGUCAGCUCAACAACCACGUCGAGCUUCGAGGGCCUUGACUCGAAGCGUAGCCCCAGAGGAGAGACAUGUCAUCGCCGAAUCUCGUUCUCGCUCGAGGCGGCGAGGUCGUCAGCCCAACGACGCAGCUGAAGUAACGCCUGCCGAGUCAGUCUCGAUUGUCGCCAUCGAACAAUUAUUACCGAAGCCCCACUCAUGCUCGAAAGGCGAGGACUGCUCAAAAUGGAAGAAGUAUCAGCGCAAGAUUCAACGAAUUCAGGAGGAAUUCUCAGAUCUGCAAAUUGAUCACGUUACUGAGCCUCCAGAGGAGCGAAGAUCUACGAUUCAGCCGUCCGUUGUCGGAUCAUCCGACAUUCUGGGGCCAAAUGAGCCCAUCUCCAUCACUCCAGAAUUACUGAAUGAGAUACAAGCGCGAGACCCUCAGGAAAGCAUCCGCCAGUUCUUGAACUUCCAGCACGUACACAACUCGGGUCUACAUGGUCCUUCACCACCACCGUCGUCAUCUGCAACUUUCGCUGCGCGGUCUACUCAAGGCCUCAGCGAGCAUCUCAAAGAUCUGCCGAAGCUCACCAUCCCAGAUGACAUCCCCAGUACCUCCACGCCUUACAGGACACCACUGGCAGAAUUCUCCAACUCUUCGCAACUCCAAGACCAACUCAAGCAACAGCUGAGGAGCGAUCCGUUCCACUACGGUGGCGUUGCAUCUCCAGCUGACAUCUAUCGAAUCAACACACCAAUGUCGGCAUCAGAUAUUCCGGUGACUAUGCAUCCCGAAGAUCCCAUUAGCGAACGCUAUAUCAUCUCACAGUCGGUCCCUCCCGAGAUGCGUUAUGGUGGACCUUCACUCUGGACCACUUCGGGUGAGCCCAUCGAGCGGAGCCAAUCGACAGCGCCCUUGCCUCGAAGGCGGACAACACUGAAGAACUCUUUCGCCCCUGCCGUCACUCCCGUCCAGGAAGACCUCGCCUCUGUAUCGCCAACAAAGAUGCAGUUCCAGUCCCCAGCCAGUGCCCCUCGUCCGAGUCGCACCAGCACUGAUGUGCUCUCGCGAGAGGGCUGGAUGCGAAAACGGCGGACCAACCGGCAUAUCAGAUCCAAUGAAUGGUCAGACAACUACUUCCGCCUUUCAGGAACGCGCCUGGUCAUGUUGGAGUCCGACCAUCCAUCGACGGUAGCAGAUCCUUUGGAGACCAUCAAUGUGAGCAACUACUCUCUCCAUGCGUACAAUGUCGCAACAUCAUCGAAGCUCUCUGCCGCAUUCAAAAGGAGCAUUCUUGGCAGCGGCUAUAUGGCAUCAGAGCCACGCUUCGCUUUCUCAUUGAUCCCAGACUCCGACCGAGACAAAGGCUCCAAGCUCUUCAAGGAGUCCAACAAGAGCCAUCACUUUGCCGUCAAGUCUGGACCCGAAAAGGUUGAGUGGAUGCGGAGGUUGAUGCUAGCCAAGGCUGCCAGUCGGAAUGCUUCUGGAUCUGCUGAGUUCUGA
Messenger RNA from Cyphellophora attinorum, 2166 nucleotides. RefSeq names its product Protein pob1. Lineage: Eukaryota; Fungi; Ascomycota; Eurotiomycetes; Chaetothyriales; Cyphellophoraceae. The transcript has a single exon. Gene Ontology annotation, molecular function: protein binding. The coding region runs from base 1 to 2166 and encodes 721 amino acids. The record is from RefSeq and is a predicted model, not a curated record.